This is a messenger RNA of Leptosomus discolor (cuckoo roller), 443 nucleotides long. Lineage: Eukaryota; Metazoa; Chordata; Aves; Leptosomiformes; Leptosomidae. The record is from RefSeq and is a predicted model, not a curated record.
CUGCUGUUGCCCUGACCUACAAAUUCUGCCUGCGCAGGAUGAAAAGGGAAAUUCAUGGUCAGAACUUUGAAGCUCCACGAGAGAUUGGCAAAGGAGGUUGUGCUCUUCGGACAAAACCUGCAGAAGUUCGGCACUGCAGCCCAGCGUGCAGAAAACCGUUCUCCUACUGCACACAGAGAGGAGUCUGCGGUUGUGAGCGAGGAUAUACAGAAAUAAUGAGAUCAAAUGGUUUCCUGGAUUACUGCAUGAAGGUACCAGGUUUAGAAGAUAAGAAAGCUGAUGUUAAGACCAUUGCUGGAAAAAAUAAACCUGUCAACUCAAAAAUGCAUGACAUUUUCAAAGGAUGGUCUAUUCAACCUUUUAAUCCAGGUGAAAAACUUAAAUAUGAAUGGAAUAAAUUGUCUGUACAACGUUUCUGUAGAAGAAAGGUACAAGCUUUGUAG